AUGGAUAUAAGCUAUAUCUUUGUGAUCUCCCUGAUGCUGGCCCUGUGCAGCAGCCAGGCCGAGAGCAAACAAAAGUCUGGACGGGGCCGAGGCUCCAUGUGGUGGGGCAUUGCCAAGGUCGGCGAACCGAACAAUAUGUCACCCAUCACCACUGGCAUUAUGUACAUGGAUCCCGCCAUACACUCCACACUGCGGAGGAAACAGCGUCGCUUGGUGCGAGACAAUCCGGGUGUACUGGGAGCCCUCGUCAAGGGUGCCAACCUGGCCAUCAGCGAGUGCCAGCAUCAGUUCCGCAAUCGACGGUGGAACUGCUCAACCAGGAACUUCCUAAGAGGCAAAAAUCUCUUUGGCAAGAUUGUAGAUCGAGGCUGCCGCGAGACGGGCUUCAUCUAUGCCAUCACCAGCGCCGCGGUGACCCACUCGAUAGCCCGGGCCUGCAGCGAGGGCACCAUCGAGUCCUGCACCUGCGACUACAGCCACCAGUCGCGCUCCCCGCAGGCCAACCAUCAGGCGGGCAGCGUGGCCGGUGUCCGGGACUGGGAGUGGGGCGGCUGCUCCGACAACAUUGGAUUCGGCUUCAAGUUCUCCCGCGAGUUCGUGGACACUGGCGAGCGUGGACGCAAUCUGCGCGAGAAGAUGAAUCUCCACAACAACGAGGCGGGCCGAGCGCAUGUCCAGGCUGAGAUGCGGCAGGAGUGCAAAUGCCACGGCAUGUCCGGCUCGUGUACGGUGAAGACCUGCUGGAUGCGUCUCGCCAAUUUCCGUGUCAUCGGUGAUAAUCUGAAGGCACGCUUCGACGGAGCCACCCGUGUCCAGGUCAGCAACAGUCUCCGGCAGAGUGCCAAUGCCGUUGCCGUAGUCAGCCCGAAUGCGGCGGGCUCCAACUCUGCCGGUUCCAAUGGCCUGCUGCAGUCUGCAGUCAGCGUCUACGAGGAUGAGGAGCGCAUGCUGAACGAUCACAUGCCCGAUCUGCUGCUGGACAACACUCAUCUGAGCAGCAAGAUCCAUCAUCCAAAUAUGCCAUCGCCGAACAGUUUACCCAUGGCGGGCGCAAGAGCCAGGAACGGACGUCGUCAGGGUCGCAAACAUAAUAGAUAUCACUUCCAAUUGAAUCCACACAAUCCGGAGCACAAGCCACCUGGCUCCAAGGACAUUGUCUACCUGGAGCCAUCGCCCAGCUUCUGCGAGAAGAAUCUGAGACACGGCAUACUGGGCACCCAUGGCCGGCAGUGUAAUGAGACCUCUCUGGGUGUCGAUGGCUGUGGCCUGAUGUGCUGCGGGCGUGGCUACCGAAGGGACGAGGUCGUCGUCGUGGAGCGAUGCGCCUGCACCUUCCACUGGUGUUGCGAGGUCAAGUGCAAGCUGUGUCGAACCAAGAAGGUUAUCUACACGUGUCUAUAAGUAGUCUAUAAGUUCCCAACCCACCCUGAAAUCCAUCCUCAUUCUAAGUAUCUAAAGCCACUCCCUCUUUUCUAUGUACGUGUUAUGUAUUUUGUCUACGCUUAGCCUUUGUUAUUAGCCACUUAAGAGCCUAGACUAUAGCCUAGUUAAAGAUACAGCUACCAACCCCCCCAGCAACACACUCUCUCCUACCCUAAUAUCAUGUUUAACUCUCACUUUUGACAGCAGUAUUACGGGAGGAAUCAAUGAAUAGAUUUCAUGAGGAAUACAACUUAUGUUUGCCCAGUUCUUAGUUAUGUAAGCCAGCAAAUUAUUUUGUAAAUUACAAUUGCUGCACGUCCAUCCCAUCCCAUCCCUUAGUCUAGGGUUUAGUUUUAGGCUAGCUUAAAGUUCUACUAGCGCGUCCCCCUCCCUCUACCCACUCUACUCUAUACAAAUCUUUGCUCUUUCUUUCUAUAAACGAAAAAAAGUUUUAAAUCAUUUUUAAAUCAUCGAAAAACAAGACUGAACAAAUUCAACAUCGCGCCGCUCUCCCUCCGUCGUCUAUAUCUUUCGAAUAUCGAAUAUUGCUUCCAUGUUGCUUUGGCCUGGCUCAAAGCGGAUGGAAAGCGGGAAUAGAUCAGAAAUCAUUUA
Drosophila guanche is the source of this 2034-nucleotide messenger RNA. It is a transcript of the gene wg, whose product is annotated as protein wingless. NCBI's taxonomy places the organism in Eukaryota, Metazoa, Arthropoda, Insecta, Diptera, Drosophilidae. Gene Ontology annotation, biological process: canonical Wnt signaling pathway; cell fate commitment; neuron differentiation. Bases 1 to 1401 code for a protein of 466 amino acids. The record is from RefSeq and is a predicted model, not a curated record. The transcript has 5 exons. Gene Ontology annotation, cellular component: extracellular region. Gene Ontology annotation, molecular function: cytokine activity; frizzled binding.